AUGCCGGCCGCUCGAAAGCCGGCCGUGGCGCCCGCGAUAUGGGCGCUGCUAGCGACCGUCUGCCUGCUACAAUGCGGCGUCUCUGUCAAGGCACAGGGAUGUCAGGCCUACAACGACGACAUGGCGUCAUGCGCAUCCGACCCGGGCUGCGCCAUCUCCGGCAUGUGCGUCCCCAACAUCAACCCCUGUACCGUUGGCAUCACCUCCCUCACCUGCAACCUCAUGCCCGGCUGCGAGUGGUUUGAAGGCAUGUGCCUUCUGGUUCACCACGAAUGCAUGGAGAUUAAGGAGAUGGUGGCGUGCCAGAUGGACACCAUGACCAUGCUGUGCGAGUGGCAGCCCUUCUGCAUGGACCUCGAUGCCCCCGAAGCGCCGACACCUCCCGGUAUUCCGCCACCGCCACCGCCACCCGGUACCCCGCCCUCGCCGCCCACGACAUAUCCGGUCAAACCGUGGAAGCCGCACAUGCCGCCGCCGCCGCCGCCGCCAACGCAGUGCGUCGACUACAACAUGGACAUGGACGCGUGCACGAGCGAUCCCAAUUGCGAGCCAACAGGGAUGUGUGUCCCCAACAUCAACCCCUGCACCGUGGGUAUGACAUCCCUCACCUGCAACCUCAUGCCUGGUUGCGAGUGGAUCGAGGGCAUGUGCAUGCUGCUGCACCACGAAUGCAUGGAGAUCCGGGAGAUGGUGGCGUGCCAGAUGGACACGAUGACGCUCAUGUGUGAGUGGCAGCCCAUGUGUGUGAGCUCCAGCCCAACAGCCCCACGGCCACCACCACCACCACCACCAAAGCACUACCCACCGCCGCCCCCGCCCCCCGAUCACGAGUGCCCCUCUGCAUACCACCGGCGCAAGUGCCCGGACCUGUGCCAUGGCCGCCGCUGCCUGGCCCACCCGGCCGCCAUGUGCGUGGUUGAGGACUGCGGGGUGUGCGCCGCGCACUUCUACGAUCGCAGCGUCUCCGCGUACGACCCGCAGCCGCUCGACUGCACGCCCUCGGACUGGUGCACGGGCAAGUGUCGGCGCAAGUUUGAGGCGUGCGAGGACUACGCGCCGUGCAGGGCGGCGCUGUACAAGCUGUACGAUGCUCGUGACAGCUACGCCGGGUGCGACUACGCGUGCUACAAGCGCAUUGCCCCCACACACGACUACCACGCCCGCUCCAUGUUCGAUGCCCUGUACGGCUGCCUCGGCGGCUGCGACGGCAGUGUUGGCCGCGGCCCGCACGGUCACGGUGGCAGCGGUCAUGACAGCAACAACAACGGCAACAACAAGGAUGAUGGCGUUGGGCACGGCUCCGAGUACACGAUUGACCACCGGUACGGCGGCGUGUGCCACCAGCCGCCCGUCCCCGGCGACUGCGACGGUCAUGCCUCCCGCUGGUUCUUCAACCCGCGCACGAGCCAGUGCGAGGAGUUUGCGUACGGCGGCUGCGGCGGCAACGGCAACAACUUUGCGAGCAAGGAGGCGUGCGAGCAGCGAUGCGUGGUUGGCGCGUGCUGCACACGACGCAUGGUGCACGAGGAUGGCAAGGCGUAUGGCUACGAUCGCCACGGAUACGAUCGCCACGGGUACGACCGCAACGGCGUGGCCAGGGACGGCCGCUCCCGGCGCCCGCACUCGCACCCGCGCUUCACACGCAACACGUACAGCGAGCACGGGCAGGACGAGCGCGGCUACGACACGACCGGGUGCGACGGUGCCGGCUAUGACAUCCGCGGGUACGACAAGCGGUACUCGCGCGACGGGCAGCAGUACGAUUACACGUACGACGAGCAGUACGACGGACACGGCAUGGACCGGUCUGGCGUCGGCCACCGCGGCUAUGACAAGGACGGCUAUUCCUAUGACGGGUACUAUUCCAAGGCGGAGUUCUCCUGCCAGCAGCUGACGCACUCGCAGUGCCAGGCGCUGGAGAACGACAAGGACGGCGUGGAGGUGGUGUCGUUUGCCCAGGGCAAGUCGUGCUCGCUUGUGCGCUGCGGCAGCCCCAAGUGGGAGGCCCCGCGCCAGUGCAUGUACGGCGGAAAGGCGUACGCGUACGGGCAGACGUUUUCCUACGGCUGCCAGACGUGCUUCUGCGCAACAGACGGCACCGUGUCGUGCCAGUGCGUGCCGCGCCCGCGCCGCGAGAUUCGCGACAUGACGCCGCAGGAGAUUGCGGCGUUUGUGGACGCCGUCAACGCCCUGUACGAGAGCGGCAUGUGGUCGACGCUGGCGGAGAUGCACCUCAACGCGGGUCCGCAGGCGUACGGCAACCCGCGCUUCCUGCCGUGGCACCGGGAGUUCCUGAGCCAGGUGGAGAUGGCCAUGCGCGACGCCACCGGCAACUGCGACCUCGUCAUCCCCUACUGGGACUGGACGAUCGACGCCAUGUCCCCGGAGACGUCCCCCGUGUGGAACAUCGUCGGCGGUGACGGCCGCAACAUGGACUCGUGCGUGAUGGACGGGCCCUUUGCCCACUUUUCGCCGUGCAUCGAGCGCUCCUGGGAUGCGAGCUGGGGCAUGCCCUCGUUUGACGAUGUUGCCGCGGCCCUUGCCCAGUCCAACUAUGAGGACAUGGCCGCUGCGCUGGAGGCCCUGCAUGCGGACCCGCGCAUGUGCGUUGGCGGCACGAUGGUGUCGCACAUGGCGCCGUACGACCCCAUCUUUGUGAUGCACCACGCGUACAUCGACAAGCUGUGGGAGGACUGGAUGACGACGCUGGACAACGGGCACCAGUUCCCGCAGCACAUGAUGCACACCACCCUCGACCCCUUCCCGCGCACGCCGGCGGACGUGCUUAACAGCGAGUCCGCGCUGUGCGUCGGCUACCUCCACCCUGGCGAGGUCCCGCCCUGCGACGCCACGGCCUACGGCGGCACACACGACACGGACGGCUACCACGCGGGCACCCCGCCCCCGCGCUACAACCGCGAUGGCUACGAUCGCGACGGCUACGACGUGUACGGGCGCGACCGUUAUGGGCGCGAUCGCAGCGGGCAGUACGUGACCGUGGACGACGGCGAGAACGACGCGUACUCGCCGUCCAUGUACGGCAUGGAUGCGCGCGGGUACGACGCGUACGGGUUUGAUGCGCAGGGCCUGGACGAGCGCGGGUGCGGCGUUGGCGGCGGCCACCCAAUGUACAUGCGCGACGUGUACCGCAUGCAACGCGGCGUGUACGACUCCAUCAAGGCUGGCGACUACCAGCGCAACCAGCGCACGUGCCGCCCGCGCCGCCCGCUGCCGUCGUGGUGGCGCAAGGACAACUGGAUGGACCGGGACACGGACCACUGCCGCCGCAUCUCUCGCCACGAGAGGCGGGUCGAGUCCGAGUACAGCGACAACGCCGGCCGCUCCUACCGCCACCAGUACGACCGCCGCCCCUUUGCCCACGUGCGCCGGGACAUGUGCUUUGAGGGUGACGCGUACAUGCCACGCCACCACGGUGGCGACGACGGCAAGUGGGUGUACGGCGAUGCGCACCAGUGCCCGCCCGGCCAGACCCCCGUGCAGUGCUUCGCCAACCCCUGCGACAACGCGGUGUGCCCCGGCGACAGCACCGCCAUGUGCCGCGUCAACACGUGCGGCGGCUGCAAGGCGGAGUUCUACACUGCAGAUGGGCGGCGUGCGCGCUGCUACGACCACAACCAGGUGGGCCGUGGCGCGUGCAGCUCAACCUGCCGCUACAACCCCUGUGCACAGGCCACCUGCCCCGCCAACCCCAACGCUGUGUGCGAGCCGGACGCGUGCGAUGGCUGCAAGGCGGUGUGGACGGACCCGUACUCGGGCCAGCGCGUGCAGUGCGAGGCGAGCGACCCCUGCUCCAAGCACGGCAGGGCGCACGUGUGCGGCGACGACGGUCUCUCGUACGACAACGCGUGCUAUGCGGAGCGCGCCGGCACGCGGGCGGCGUACGGCGGCAAGUGCGUGCGCUGCGAGGACAGGUGCUCCAGCGCACACGACUACGAUGGCGUGAAGGAGGUGUGCGGUGAGGACGACAAGACGUACCCGUCUGCGUGCCACGCACGCUGCGCCGGUGUGAAGGUGGCGUACCCUGGCAAGUGCCAGGCUGUGCCGCAGACGUGCAACGAUGUCAACUUCUUCAAGGCCAAGGACGAGGUGCGGCAGACGGUGUGCAACACGCGUGCGCGGUGCCGUGCGGAUGCUGCGCGCAGCGACAUGAACCGGUGCUCGUGGGAUCCGUUUGCACGGCGGUGCGGGUGCGCCACGUCCCCCGCGGUGUGCGACGCCGACGCCGCCGUGUGCACGGAGUGCUGCAACAAUGAGCUGCGGCUGUGCCUCAACUCUGCUACAAGCACCACCGUCACAGACAUGACAAACAACAUGCAGAACACCGGGGGUAUGCCCGACGUGGACGACAUGCCGGAUGAGGUGGUCAACCUCAGCACCAUGGUCUCCAACUGCUACGACGUGUACCUCUCCUGCCAGUUCUCGUGCUUUGACAUGCCAAUGCUCGGGCGCAUGGGCAACGUGGCAGGCGACCAGGUGCAGUUCACCAUGGAUAUGGCCGUGGCUGCAAUGUCCAUGCUUGACGCAAGGCAGAUGGCAGACGCGGCAAGCGUUGCCCUCGGCAUGCCCGACGUCACCCCGAACAGCGUCGUCCCGCUCGGCGUUGCUCCGGCCAUGCGUAGCGGCGGCACCGACCAGCUUGUCAGCGGCCUGCCUGGCGCGGGCGUGCUUGGCGGCGUUGGCGGCGGCGGCGGUGCUGGCGGCCUCACCAGCAGUCUGGGCAACGUCGGUGGCUUGACUGGUGGUCUGGGCAACGUUGGAGGGCUGACCGGUGGCCUCGGCAAUGUCGGUGGCGUCACAGGUGGCCUUGGUGGCCUUGGUGGCUUGGGUGGCACUUCUGGCAACGGUGGCGUGUCGACUGGCGUGCCCCUUGCUGAUUCUGUCACGAACCUGCUUGAGGGCAUGCUAAAUGGGCUGCUUGGAGGUGGCGGCACGAGCGACCUGACAGGCGGCCUGCUCGGUGGCGGCGGCAGCAACAGCAACGGCGGAACAACGACAACUGCCGGCAACAACAACAACAACAACAACAACAACAACGGUGGCACCGGUCCCCUCGACGGCCUCACAGGUGGGCUCACCGGUGGUGGUGGUGGCGGCCUGGGUGACCUGGGUGGCCUUCUUGAUGGCCUGCUUGGCGGCGGCGGCGGCUCCAGCAGCGGCUUUGGCGGCCUCCCCGUUCUUGGCCAGGAUGACAACAACUCCACAGCCACCUUGCUCAACGAUGUCAUGUCGGUGACCAUGGCUGUGGUUGCUCCCAACGAGACGCUCGAGCUUGUGCGCGACUCUGUGAUGCGAAUGGCGCUGGACGGGUCGCUUGCGCGGCAGCUUGGUCUGCGCACGGGCUCCGCAGAGCCAAACGGCACCCAGACCACCGUGCGCGACGUGAAGAUUGUGCGGCGGGACGGCACUGGUAACGGCGGUGAUGGAAACGAUGGCGACAACUCCUUGCCGCGCGACGGGGACCCGUCUGAUCCCACGCCCGCGCCCAAGGGCAGCGGCAGCGGGUCGUCCCUGCCCAUCCCGCUCAUUGUCGGCGCGGUUGCUGGCGCCCUGGUGGUCGUGGGCGGCAUCAUCGUUGCCGUCGUGAUUGUGCGCCGGCGCCGCGGCAGCCAAGGAUCGUCAGCGGCCGCACCAAGCAGUGGGGGUGGCAUCCGCACCCUCUGA
This is a messenger RNA of Salpingoeca rosetta, 5682 nucleotides long. RefSeq names its product mantle protein 9. Bases 1 to 5682 code for a protein of 1893 amino acids. NCBI's taxonomy places the organism in Eukaryota, Choanoflagellata, Craspedida, Salpingoecidae. Gene Ontology annotation, molecular function: oxidoreductase activity; protein binding; serine-type endopeptidase inhibitor activity. The transcript has 3 exons. The record is from RefSeq and is a predicted model, not a curated record.